This is a messenger RNA of Erythranthe guttata (spotted monkey flower), 922 nucleotides long. RefSeq lists its product as uncharacterized. The record is from RefSeq and is a predicted model, not a curated record. Gene Ontology annotation, cellular component: chloroplast thylakoid membrane. Gene Ontology annotation, biological process: thylakoid membrane organization. NCBI's taxonomy places the organism in Eukaryota, Viridiplantae, Streptophyta, Magnoliopsida, Lamiales, Phrymaceae.
AGAAAACUAAACUAAAAAAACCCAGACAAGCAAACGAAGCAUCAAAAGGGGCAGCUGUGUGUGCCUUUUUAUAGUAAACAAAAACUAAUUGCACUUAAUUUCAAUAUCCCAUUAUAUAUACUACUGCUCCAGAAGAAGAAGAAGAAGAAGUAGAGAGAGAAAGAAACAGCAGCAGAAACACAAGAGAGAGAGAGAGAGAAGAAGAGAGAGAAAGAUGGAUAGAGGAGUGAUAGCAUCGCAUUCAGUAUCUUCAAUUCCUCGUAUUCCAUCGAUAAUCGGUCAACGCCGCCGCUGCAGUGUUGUUAUCCCAUCUGCCACGCGUCAAAAUCCCUUGUUUCCUUCGACUAUCAACCCUGUCUCAAUUGGAUUGCUCAAUUUACCUAGGAUUAAUUUCCUGUGCAAAAGUACUGCCGAUUCAGGUGAGAAUGAGAGCAAAACAGUUUUGGAUGCAUUUUUCUUGGGGAAGGCUCUGGGAGAAGUAAUUAACGAGCGAAUAGAGUCAACCGUGGGCGAGUUUCUGAGCGUAAUUGGCAGAUUGCAAGCUGAGCAGCAAAAACAUGUGUCUGAAUUCCAGGAGGAGGUGUUGGAGAAGGCUAGACGAGCGAAAGAGCAAGCUUCGAGGGAAGCUGUGGAAGCAAAAGGCGUAAUUCCAAACGCGACUGUGAUUUCUGCAGCUGCAACUACAGUGUCAAAGCAUACCAAGGAAGACCCCUUUUCCAAGGGUACCAAAUAAGGAUUCAUUUUACUAGUUAUUUAUUCAUCGUAUCGAACAUUAUAGUAAGACAUUGUCUGUCGAUUAUAUACCAGGUCGUCAAUAAUAAAGUAUGCAUCUAUUCAAUUACUACAAUUUUCUCUAGUUAAAUAUAUGAAGGACCACACACUUGAUAUAUAAGAAUGUCGAAAAAUUGGUGUGUUUUAUCGU